Doryrhamphus excisus (bluestripe pipefish) is the source of this 7428-nucleotide messenger RNA. RefSeq names its product SET binding factor 1 (gene sbf1). The record is from RefSeq and is a predicted model, not a curated record. NCBI's taxonomy places the organism in Eukaryota, Metazoa, Chordata, Actinopteri, Syngnathiformes, Syngnathidae. Gene Ontology annotation, cellular component: cytoplasmic vesicle. Gene Ontology annotation, biological process: regulation of Rab protein signal transduction.
GCAGACUCGCUGCUCUCCGCUGUCAGGCAGGCUGACAGUAUGGCGGCGGCAUACAGCUGGAAGGAUGCUACUGCCGCCCGUCAUGUAUCCAUCGCCGGCAGGACGUAAAUGGACUAUUGACGGCGCCGAGAGCAGAGGAUUACGCCAGAGAGGCCCGUUGCCGUGAAGUCCCAAAAUGGCCCGGCUCGCUGACUACUUUGUUGUGGUCGGUUACGACCUCGACAAGCGAGUGGAAGGUGAAGGUGAGGGUCAAGGUCGCAUUCUCCAGCGGUUUCCUGAGAAAGACUGGGAGGACAGCCCGUUCCCACAAGGGGUGGAGCUGUUCUGCCAGCCUAGCGGUUGGCAGCUGGUUCCCGAGCGGCAGCCCGCCUCCUUCUUUGUAGCAGUUUUGACGGACAUCAACUCAGAGCGUCACUACUGUGCCUGCUUCACGUUCUGGGAGGGCCUGGACAACCCACAGUUACAGAAGGCGCAGGCCAGUGAAGUGGAUGAGGUGGAUGAAGAGCCAACGAUUAUUCAACCAACUCAGGUUUUUGCCCCCAAGAGCCUCGUCUUGGUGUCUCGGUUGGACUACACUGAGGUUUUCAGGAACUGUCUGGCGCUGGUCUACACCGUCCAUGUCGAUGGCAUGACUGUCCCCUUAGAGACUGUCAUUGGAAAUCUCCUCACAUGUGUCAUCCCGAUCGCCGGAGGCUCUCAGCCGGGCCAGGAGGAGAGAGGAGACAGUUUGCGGACCAUCACAUUAGGCGCUGGCGACCGACAGGUUAUCCAGACUCCCAUCAAUGAUUCCCUUCCCGUCAGCGGCAGCAGCGCAGCCCAGCUCUUCCGACAGCUUGGCAUCGUCAAUGUGCUAUACCUGUUCUGUGCUGCCCUCACGGAGCAUAAGAUCCUGUUCCUGUCGAGCAGUUACCAGCGACUAACAGAUGCCUGCCGUGGACUGUUGGCCAUCAUGUUCCCCCUUAAAUACAGCUUCACAUAUGUUCCCAUCUUGCCUGGUAAACUCCUGGAGGUCCUGAGUACUCCCACCCCUUUCAUCAUCGGCGUCAAUUCUUUUUUCCGCUCUGAGACACAAGAACUGUUGGAUGUCAUCAUUGCUGACCUUGACGGUGGCACCGUUACCAUACCAGAGUGUGUCCACAUCUCCCUUCUACCUGAGCCCCUCCUUCAGCAGACUCAGACUGCGCUUUCAAUGGUUUUGGAUCCGGAGCUGGAAGUUGCUGAUCAUGCCUUCCCCCCUCAGUCCUCGCAACCCUCUGCUCUCAAGAUCCAGGAUAAGGAGAUCCGGGCAGUUUUCCUGUGGUUGUUUGCUCAGCUCUUCCAGGGUUAUCGCUGGUGUUUACAUAUCAUCCGCAUUCACCCCGAACCUGUUAUCCGCUUCCAUAAGGCUGCCUUUCUCGGCCAAAGGGCGCUGACUGAAGAUGACUUCCUCAUGAAGGUGUUGGAUGGCAUGGCGUUUGCUGGAUUUGUGUCCGAGCGAGGACCUCCUUACAGAGCCACGGAUUUGUUUGAUGACCUGGUAGCCAAUGAGGUGGAGAGAAUACGACAAGAGGAGGCCUGUCCACGCAAAGUCAUGAACCAUAUCAAGGAGUUGGCUGAGCAGCUCUUUAAAAAUGAAAAUCCCUACCCAGCAGUGACUAUGCAUAAAGUCCAGCGACCGUCAGAAAACGGCCAGACCACUACACAGACUAAGGCUCUUUUCCCUGUGCUGGAUGAAGUUGCAGUGCAGCUCUUCAUCGACCACGCUGCCGCCAAGCUCAAGUCGGCACCGCCUGUGGUGAGGGCGGAGGUCAAGGGCAUGGUGCCGUCUGGGCCUGCACUGGGGGACAUUGUGGAGCGGAACAGCAACGUCAUGGCCAACAGCGCCCGCAGGUUGGAGGUUGUCAGGAACUGCAUCACAUACAUCUUCGAGAACAAAAUGCUGGAGGCCAAGAAGCUGAUGCCUGCUGUACUUCGGGCGUUGAAAGGUCGGGCGGCUCGCUUGUGUUUGACCCAAGAACUCAAUCAGCACGUCUUACAGAACCGAGCGGUGUUGGACGACCAGCAGUUCGACUACAUAGUCCGCAUGAUGAACUGCACCUUACAGGACUGUUCUCAUAUGGACGAACACGGUAUUGCAGCCGCCCUUCUCCCAUUGGUCACAGCCUUUUGCAGAAAACUGGGGGCAGGCAUCACUCAAUUUGCGUACAGCUGUGUCCAGGAGCACAUGGUGUGGACCAACAUGCAGUUCUGGGAAGCCAUGUUCUACAGCGAUGUCCAGAACCACAUUAGGGCACUUUACUUGGAGACAGAAGACGGAGAUCAUCACAACACCUCUGAUCAGCAGGAGGGAUCGGGCAGUGGGCGGGAGAUCAGCGCGCUGGAGCUGGCAUCGGAGCAGAGCCGCCUUUGGCCGACACUCAGCAAGGAAAUGCAGAUGGAGCGAGUGCAGAAAGAGGAAAGCACCGUGUUCAGCCAGGCUAUCCACUACGCCAACAGGAUGAGCUAUCUGCUGCUGCCGCUGGACACCAGCAAGAACCGCCUGCUCAGGAGCUCAGGUCUCGGAGACGUGGAGAGUGUCAGCAACAGCUACGUAACCAACAGUAUUGCAGGGAGCAUGGCAGAGAGCUACGACACAGAGAGCGGCUUUGAAGAUGCAGAGAGUUCCGAUGUGGCCAACUCGGUGGUGCGCUUCAUCAACCGCUUUGUAGACAAAGUGUGCAACGAGAGCGGCGUGACAAACGAACACCUGAAGGCUCUCCACACCAUGAUACCAGAUAUCGUUCAGAUGCACAUCGAGACGUUAGACGCAGUCCACCGCGAGAGUAAACGGCUACCGCCGAUCCAAAAGCCCAAGCUGCUAAGGCCAACACUUUUGGCAGGGGAGGAGCUGGUGAUGGACGGCAUGCGUGUUCACCUCAUCCCAGACGGGCGCGAGGAGGCCACGGGGCUGAUAGGUGGCCCACCUCUGCUCCCUGCUGAGGGAGCCAUCUUCCUCACCACCUACCGACUCAUCUUCAAGGGCACUCCCACGGACCCGCUGGUGGGGGAGCAGGUGGUGACUCGCUCGUUCCCCAUCGCCUCCUUGACCAAGGAGAAAAGAAUCUCUGUUAGCGCCGCUAUGGACCAGUUUGCCUUGGAGGGACUACAGCUACGGUCCUGCACCUUCCAGUUAAUGAAGAUCGCCUUCGACGAGGAGGUCGCAGCCGACCUGGCGGAAGUGUUCAGGAAACACAUCCACAAGCUACGAUACCCACAGCAUGUGCAGGGGACGUUCGCCUUCACAGUGGGUCAGAGUGGCAAGCUGGUAGUGGAGCACAAGGCCAAGGACAAAAACCAGUCACUCAAGACACUUUCUAAAAACCUGGUGAAGAGCGCCAAGAGGACCAUCGGCCGGCAGUAUGUGACGAAGAAGAAAUACUCCCCUCCUACUUGGGAGAACAGGAGCAGCUUCCAGUCGGAGCUGGAUGAGGAUGAAAUUUCAGUUUCAGAAGAGGUGGAUCAGAGCUCCCUCACGCUCUCCUCCACCAUUCGCUCUUCAGACAGACAGACCAUGAGCAACGUGGUGGAGAGAGCGUGCUGCCGCGACUACCAACGCUUGGGUCUGGGCACGCUGAGCAACAGCCUGACCCGCUCCAAGAACGAACCCUUUAGAAUCUCAACGGUUAACCGCAUGUAUACAGUCUGCAGGAGCUACCCCGGGCUGCUCAUUGUCCCGCAGAGCAUCCCGGAUUCAACCCUUCAGAGAAUCUGUCGCUGCUACCGCCAAAACCGCUUCCCCGUGGUAUGUUGGAGGAAUUCUCGGACAAAGGCUGUCCUCCUGCGCUCUGCAGGCCUCCACGCAAAGGGGGUGGUGGGCUUCUUUAAGUCCUCAAAUGCCCCCACAUCAGUACCCUCACAGGCAGACUCCACCAGUCUGGAGCAGGAGAAAUACCUGCAGGCCAUUAUCAGUUCAAUGCCGUCGUACAGCGAGAGCACUGGCAGGAACACACUCAGCGGAUUUACCUCCACCCACAUGAACGCAUCAGACUCAUCAGAUAAGUUGCGGCAGCCAAAGAUUGGCGCUCUGAUGAAGCAGGUGAUGGGCAGCAAGGACGACGUGCCUGGAACGUUCAGCCGAGGAGCUCUUGGUCAAAGGGCCAAAGUCAUCUCCCUCUCUCAGCCCAAAGUGUCUGGCAAGGCCAGGAACUCUACCAGAGGUAAAUGGGGUAGUAUCCGAGGCAGCGGGCGUCUCAGCACGUAUAACCCAGAUGUGGGAACAAGGCUCGCCGGGAAAGAGUCGCCGCAGCCCAACGGAGGACUGAGCGAGGCGCUGUUUCUCCGCCAGCACAAGGCCUACCUCUACAUCAUUGGAGACAAAGCCCAGCUCAAGGGCGGGAAGCAGGACUCCUUCCAACAAUGGGAGGUGGUUCCCAUCGAGGUGUGCGACGUGCGGCAGGUGAAGAACAGCUUCAAGAAGCUGAUGAAGGCCUGUAUGCCGAGCUCCACUGUGGAUUCCAGCGUGUACUUCCUGCGCUGCCUGGAGGAGUCCGAGUGGAUGGCGUUGCUCCACAGGGUUCUGCAGGUGUCGGUUCUGGUGGUGGAGCUGCUGGACACGGGGUCGUCUGUCAUGGUCAGCCUGGAGGACGGCUGGGAUGUCACCACCCAGGUGGUGUCCUUGGUGCAGCUGCUGUCCGAUCCAUACUACAGAACCUUUGACGGGUUCCGGCUGCUUGUGGAGAAGGAGUGGCUGUCAUUCGGCCACAGGUUCAGCCAUCGUGGCGCCCAGACGUUAGGCAGCCAGAGCAGCGGGUUCACUCCCGUAUUCCUGCAGUUCCUCGACUGCGUGCAUCAAAUUCAUCUGCAGUUCCCCAUGGAGUUUGAGUUCAGCCAGUACUACUUGAAGUUCUUGGCCUAUCAUUACGUGUCCAACCGCUUUCGCACAUUCCUGCUUGACUCGGAUUACGAGCGCAUCGAAUUAGGAGUGCUCUAUGAGGAGAAAGGCGAGAGGAAAAGUCCUCAGGUGUGCAAGUCCGUGUGGGACUACAUAGACCGCCUCAACAAGAAGACGCCGGUCUUCUUCAAUUACAUGUUCUCACCUGAAGACGAGGAGGUUCUGCGGCCGUACGCCUUCAUCUCCAACCUGAAGGUGUGGGAUUUCUACACGGAGGAGACUCUCUCCGAGGGCCCGUCCUAUGACUGGGAGCUGAGGGGCCGGCAGGAGCGGGCGGCGGAGGAGACGCCUGAAAGGCCCGACAGCGGCGGACCCAAAUCAAAGAGGCGCAUCGUGUGGCCCUGCUAUGACAGCCUGAGCAAAGCGGUGCCCGACGCCAUCACCAAACUCCUGCAGGACCUCCAGGCUCUGGAGGCGGAGCUUGGCCAGGUAUCGGAUAAGUGGAAGGACACUUGGGAUAAAAUCAAGGCCACUCAAAGGAAUGAGACCAAACUGGAGAGCAAGCCAUCAUUCUCCAGCUCGCUGCUCAUGUCCUCCAACCUGAGCCACCAGAGACGCUCUCAGGGUGUCUACCUGCAAGAGAGCAGCGUGGGCUCCUCCAUCAACUUGGCGCUAGAGUGCGAGGCCAGUGCCACCUCCACGCCGGUGCCGGGCCGGCCGAGCACCAGCACACUCUACAGCCAGUUCCAGAGCUCGGAGAGCGAGAACAGAAGUUUUGAAGGCAUUUUAUUCAAGAAAGGCGCCUUGCUGAAACCAUGGAAACCACGGUGGUUUGUUUUGGACAAGACAAAACAUCAGCUGCGCUACUACGAGAGCAGGCAGGACAAAGAGUGUAAAGGUGUGAUCGAGCUGGCUGACGUGGAAUCGGUCAUUCUGGGAACGCCUGCCAUGGGAGCGCCUAAAAACAUAGACGAGAAAGCCUUCUUUGAUCUCAAGACAACCAAACGAGUGUACAACUUCUGUGCCCAGGACAGCCUCAAUGCUCAGCUAUGGAUGGACAGCAUUCAGAGUUGCCUGUCAGACGCCUAGACGGGAGGCGGGAUCUAGCAUCCGUACGCCUCCUUCUGAGCUGCAUCUGAAAUAAUAUCUCAGUGUUUUUUCUUUUUUUUGUUAUAAAUUAAGAAAAAGAAGACAGGAAAAAAAGAUGAAACAUUCCACGGCAUGAAGAUUCUUCCCGACCCUCCUGUGAAAUCUUACUAACGCUCCUUUCUUGCUUUACACGAAACACUCCGGGGAGGAAUGACGGAGGAGCAGUGGUCGAAAUUUUUUUUAUUUUUUUUUUUUUACAUUGAGCGCACUUAUUUUUUGUGCUCUGUGACGGUUCAUGAAGGAUACUUUUUUCCCCCCACAAUCUCACGCCAGUACCAGAGAAAUACUGUGAAAGUCGCCAUGGAGAGUGUUUACAAAGUGGACAAAACCUCCCUCCUUUCCGCAAACCACUAGAUUUUAAGGGAUGGAGUUCCUUGGUGACAUUAUGGGAUGGGACAGACAUAGGACAGCAGUGUUAUGAGACGACAUACUGUAUGUCCGUUCUGGUUGCUGACUUUCCCACAAAAGUGCAAGACAAGCAGAAAUGGUCAUACAUAUGCAAGGACUGCGUCAAAAUACUGGAAUUCUCCCUUUAAAUGUCUGCUCAUCACCCGGUGUGUGUGUGUGUGUGUGUGUGUGUGUGUGUGUGUGUCUUCCACCUGUGUCGUCUGUUACUUAAAUAAGCACACACGCACGCACUCAUUAACAACCCCUGCCGCCCCUGCUUUGUAAAAUAUACUGCUGUCUUCGUUGAAGCAUUUUAUCUCCUUUUUGUAUAUACUACUCCAGAUUUGUAUGUAACGUUUAUAGUCGUAAUUUAUUUAACUUCUCCCUCAAAAAUGUUCCUCAAGCACCACUUUUUUAAGUUAGGAAUUCAAUGUGCCAUUGGUUUAUUUCUGUAUUAAUGUGACUAAUGCUUUUUUUUUAAAACACCCAUCUCCACACAUUGUGUAUGUGUGUGUGUGUGUGCGUGUGUGUGUGUGUGCGCGCGCGAGUGUGUGAAAGCCUGUUGGCGACUUUUUUUUUUUUAAUGGCUGGUUGGAUCAAAGUGUUGGUAGAACACGGUUGAAAUAAAUGUUCUCACACAUGAAUCUGCUGCUAAUGACUUUCCACUAAUGAGAAAUCUAAAACUGGAAGGCUCUUAUUUCAUGUAUGGAUUGCAUAUCUUUGUGUGUGCAUAAAUGUAUGAUCUGCGUAUACCGGGGGUGUGACCAGAUGAGAUGAUACACAAGAUUGGGUCUACAGCCAGUUUCUUCACCCAAUCAGAUGACAGAUUCCUCUCACAGGGCCAGCUGGCCGGCCCCAGUGACAUCAGUACAUUUCUGUUCUGAUGAGUUGAUCUGAACUUUGACAAGCCAAGUUACGCCCAGACCAGCUGAGAAGGAGGAGGAAUGACAUAUCUGGUGAGUAGAUUUUGCUUAUUUAUAUUUUGUCAUGUUAUUAGAUAAAUCCAGGUGAGGCUUCUAUUUAUACUCAUUACACAGUUACCA